Messenger RNA from Annulohypoxylon maeteangense, 1173 nucleotides. RefSeq names its product phosphotyrosine protein phosphatases I. Lineage: Eukaryota; Fungi; Ascomycota; Sordariomycetes; Xylariales; Hypoxylaceae. The record is from RefSeq and is a predicted model, not a curated record. Gene Ontology annotation, biological process: protein dephosphorylation. Bases 384 to 956 code for a protein of 190 amino acids. The transcript is spliced from 3 exons. Gene Ontology annotation, molecular function: protein tyrosine phosphatase activity.
CGACUUGAACACUCCAUUUAAAAUGACAACAUUAGAAUGAACGGUAAUGUUAUAAUGAAAUAACCUAGGUAGGUACUAGCAAAUACUUAAUGGUAUAUAAAAACUGUUUUGUAUAGGUAUUACUUCAAGUUGUAAUUUUAAGGGAAAAGAUAAAAAACGAGGAAUUUCUUAAUGAUAAAUAUGAUAAUAUUACAUGACGAAAAAAGGGGGAGGGGUUGCCAAGACACAACGACAUAAAAGUGGAUCUGCUGCGAGAUAGUACCGAAGAUCUUCCAAGAAGUAAUGAGGACAGGCUUUAUUCGACAUUAGAUGUUCCUAUCGCAUUCAUACUUACCUACCUACCUACCUACCUAGUAGGUAAUCAACUAAUAUUCGACUUCGCGAUGUCAAGCCUGAGUGAGGCCGCUGUGGCCGCGACAGCCAAGGGUGAUGAAUUGCAUCCUCAAAAGAUAUCGAUUCUCUUUGUCUGCUUGGGCAAUAUCUGCAGAUCUACUAUGGCAGAAGGUGUUUUCCGGUCUAUCGUGAAAGACAGAUCUUCUCCGUACUACAACCUUGUCGAAAAGGUAGAUUCCUGCGGGACAGGUGGGUACCACACCGGAGACGAACCCGACUCUCGGACUAUGUCAACUCUUGCAGACCACGGCAUCACGAACUAUACGCACGCGGCACGUAGGGUUUGCGACAGCGACUUCCGAGACUUCGAUUACAUAUUUGCGAUGGACAACGGAAAUUUGGAGGAUCUUGAGCGGUGGAAAAAUAGAAGUCGAAAGUUAUCUUCGUCCAAGGCACAAGUGAUGCUUUUUGGUGAGUUCUCGGGCACGGGUCGCAAGGAAGUAGUGCAAGACCCGUAUUACGUCGGUCGUAAUGCAUUUGAGAAAGCAUUCGAGCAAUGCAAAAGAUUUUCGACAAACUUCUUAGAACAAAUAUUUCCCGGCGCCCUCGCGACGACUACAUAGGUAAAACCUGAUGAUACCCUGAAUUCUUAUAGAUCAUGUCUUCAUAGACCAGUAGAUAGAGUCCAUGGGCGCGAAUCAAUCUCACCAAUACAGGCUAGAGAAGAUAUCCCCACGAGACAAAUUUCCUAUCAAUCAUAAACACGCUUAGGUACCUACCUAGGCAGGUACCUUGUAAGCGGAAUCGACAAAUCACUUUUCUGACCAUUAUAUACCUACC